AGUGCAUUCAGUUAGAGUUCAGCUGAUCUCGUCGUGUGCUGAGACAUCAAGCCGUUAGAACGCAUACACAAGCAAAAGAUUUCACGACAUGAUGUUGUUAAUACCUUUACUGCUUCUGGGGGCACUGUGCACGUGCUUCGCCGAAGCGAAAAAAAUCGAAUGUGGAACCAUAGGCAAGGGAAUUGGAAGAAUUGUGGGUGGAAAGAGCGUUACUACAAAAGGCGCAUGGCCGUGGCAGAUAUCGAUAAAAUCUAGACGUGGUUUUCGUCAUUUUUGUGGUGGUAGCAUCAUCAAGCCUAAUUGGAUAGUCACUGCUGCUCAUUGUUUCCAUCCAAAUCCCAAUCCUUCGCAUUACAAAGUCACUGCCGGUCAACUUAACUUCCGAAAAAAGGAACGUGACGUGCAAACAUUGGACAUCGAGAAAAUCAUCAGGCAUCCAAACUUCAACCAAAAAAAAAGCCCUAAAUUUGAUUAUGACAUCGCACUACUGAAGCUGAAAAAUAAAAUCACAUACAAUGACAAGGUUCGACCUAUUUGCCUUCCAAGGAAACGUUUUCCGGAUGGAGAAAAUUGUUAUGCUACUGGUUGGGGACGCCUUAAGGAGAAGAAGAAAAACGAAAGUCCGAAGACACCCAAUAUUCUUCAGCAGCUCAAAAUUCCCCUGGUCUCUGAUAAAACGUGUCGAAGAAGAUUCAGGUUGAUGAGCUCGCGUAUGAUCUGUGGCGGGUAUAGGGAAAAGGGUAAAGGCGUAUGUCAGGGUGAUAGUGGUGGACCACUGGCCUGUAAAAACAAAUCUGGUAUUUGGGACCUGGCUGGAGUUGUGAGCUUUGGAUGGGGGUGUGCUCGCAAGGAUACAUAUGACUUUUAUACCAACAUGGUUAAACUCAAGGGAUGGGUCGAAAGACAAAUCAACAGAAACUAUUUGGUACAAGUUCCCUUGAUUUCAAUGAAAGAUUGCAAAGAGGCCUACAACAAAAAGAAUAUACAUAACAUUCUUCUGCCCAUUACAUCACGCAUGCUUUGUGCUGGCUCUCUCAAAGGAGGUAAAAACACAUGCCAUGGCGAUAGCGGUGGACCAUUGUCCUGUAAGACCGAAUCUGGUAUCUGGGAGCUUGUUGGUGCUGUGAGCUGGGCGCAGGGCUGCGCGCGCAAAGGGAUACCUACCGUGUAUGCGGACAUGGAAAACCUCAAAGACUGGGUUCAAACCACUAUUCAAUAAUACUAGUACGCAUGCUUCCACAUGAAUAAAUGAAUGAACUUUUGAAUUGUUUGCCUUUGCUUAAAUUCGAAUUAGUUCCAAUGUGAAAAUAAGAGCUUAAUUAAAAUCUAUUAAAAUACGGAAU
Exaiptasia diaphana is the source of this 1343-nucleotide messenger RNA. Its product is annotated as serine protease 30. The coding region runs from base 89 to 1219 and encodes 376 amino acids. The record is from RefSeq and is a predicted model, not a curated record. The transcript is spliced from 7 exons. Gene Ontology annotation, molecular function: serine-type endopeptidase activity. Lineage: Eukaryota; Metazoa; Cnidaria; Anthozoa; Actiniaria; Aiptasiidae. Gene Ontology annotation, biological process: proteolysis.